Messenger RNA from Perca flavescens (yellow perch), 4718 nucleotides. Its product is annotated as 1-phosphatidylinositol 4,5-bisphosphate phosphodiesterase delta-1. Bases 1837 to 4143 code for a protein of 768 amino acids. The transcript is spliced from 17 exons. Gene Ontology annotation, molecular function: phosphatidylinositol-4,5-bisphosphate phospholipase C activity; calcium ion binding. Gene Ontology annotation, cellular component: plasma membrane. Lineage: Eukaryota; Metazoa; Chordata; Actinopteri; Perciformes; Percidae. Gene Ontology annotation, biological process: intracellular signal transduction; lipid metabolic process. The record is from RefSeq and is a predicted model, not a curated record.
UGGUGUCGUUGUUUGAACGGUGUAAUCAAUGUUUCUGAAUAACAACAGAGACGCUGUCAGUAACAAUGUCUUUAUAAUUACUCCAUUCGGAUCCGAUGAUGCUUGCUGCUGUUCCGCUGACAACUCCUACCGCUCCUGUCAACACAACCUUACGCACGACUGACGCAUCCUAUCACGUACGAUUUCGAAGGAGGAGGAAUAGAGAUAUCGCCAUCUUGAGUGUGGCAAAGUCUGUCAGAUGUCUGUAAAAUCAGAAAGCACAUUGAGGUGGAUCACAGUAAUACGCUACUGGACUGUACUUCAUGGGCCACAUGGCAUGCAGGUACUUUAAGAAAUGGCUCAUUUGAAGCAGAGAAGCUCCCAGAUGAAGAUGUGAAGAAGAAGAAGAAGAAGAAGAAGAAGAAGAAGAAGAAGAAGAAGAAGAAGAAGAAGAAGAAAAAGAAUGCCUUUAUUUAUCCCCGGAGGGGAAAUUCACAAUUUUCCCUCUGUUAGUACAGUUGCACACACAUUGAACACAGGCCUUAAUUACAACUACACAUUACAAACCUAUACAUGCUAAACACACUAAUGGAGAGAUGUCUAAAGUGAGGGGGCUGCUCCUUGGAGGAACACCCUGAGCAGUUGGGGGUUCAGUGCCUUGCUCAAGAGCACCUUGGCAGUGCCCAGGAGGUGAACUGGCACCUCUCAAGCUGCAAGUCCACAUUCCGUACUUUGGUCCGUACGGGGACUUGAACCAGCGGUUUCUUUUCUCUGGGGAAAAUGUAAAAAGUUUAGUGGCCGGCCCUUGCCAGGAAGCUCAUUAAAGCCCUGUCAUCCUGAUGCUGACAGUGCGCUGAGGGUAAGCCAGGCCUGAAAGGGAAGUGCUGAGAGCCACAAGAGCCCCAACACCCCAGUGAUCGCAGUGCUAUUAUCCUGCCAAGGCUAAGCGGAACAUGAAAAGGAAAGCAAAACAACUUCAUCUGUCCCAUUCAGUGUAACCAAAAUGCUCCAACUCACUGUCAACUAUGUAGCCGGGCGGAGAGCCAACUCUGCUAUUCAGCUUUCUUGAUAUGUUUACCUUGUGUUCAAAUAAGGAACUGGUGUUUGCAUGCAAAUUCAAUUUCCAAAGCUGCUUUAGCAGAAGUCAAAUACAGACAUGAAGCAAUUUGAAAUACCCAUACUGUAUAAAUAUUACUUAUAACAUUAAAGCCUCAAGAUUACAGUAUAUUGAGGCUUAUGGUGCUCAGGUAAAGGUCCCCUGACUGAGGACUUGGCCAUGGAAGUGUUUUAUAAAAAAAAGCAUGGAUUAAAGUUAUUUUAUUUUGGCUGCAGGUGCUAGACCAACUAAUGUGGCAUGCUUUAAAUGCUGUAUGUAAGUCAUUGUUGCAGUCCCAUGCCUGGUGGCAAAAGAUGGUGUAAGUUGUAACCGACCCUGUUGUGAUAUCAGCAGUGCUGCCAGCCUUGUCAAACCGGUGUUGGGAGUCAGGAGAGCUGGCAGCAUUCACACCGCCAGGAGAAACCCACCUGUGUCGCCGCCUUUGGCUCUGUUGUUCCAACUCGUUCCAACAACCCCAGAGCCACAGUUUUCGUACCUAAUUGCGCACAUGGAAAGCAGGAGCAACUUUAGAUGAAACGGCACAUCAAGUGAAAACAGUAAAAACAAGAGUUUACUGCGUGAAAAAAAGGAGAUACAAUUCAGAAAGGAUGGCAACGAAUGGGAUCGAAACGAAAAACAACGCUGGAAAAAAGAGAUGAACAGUGAACUUUGAGUGGGGCUGGUACACGCCCUCCAACACACUGGUCGGUCCCAACGCCUUGUGAACACAGUCUGGUAGCGUUUCAGCACCUCAGGGCACAAUGAAUUGCCUGGGAAGUCAGCCUAAACUCAGCAGAUCUAAGGAAUAUGACCAGGAGGUUAUCCAAAUAAACCAAGAGAUCUUAGGUAUGGAGGGUGAUCCGGACCUCCAGUUCCUCCUGCAGGGGGGAGACCUCCUCAAGGUCCGCUCCUCGUCCUGGAAGAAGACCCGCUACUACAGACUCAUGGAGGACUGCGAGACCAUGUGGUACGAAUCGAAGAAACCCUUCAAGACGAACCAGAAAUUUUUACUCAAUGACAUCUCAGCAGUGCGAGUUGGCCGUCAGUCAGAGGGCCUGAAAAAGUACACAGAGGAGCAUGUGGAGUGUCGUUGCUUCUCUAUUGUGUUCAAGAGCCGCCGCAAGAACCUGGACCUCAUCGCCAGCUCAGAGGAGGAGGCCAAGCAGUGGACCAACAGCCUGCAGAAAAUGAUCUCCAACCUAAGCAACCUCAACAGCCAGCAGAAGACAGAGCAUUGGAUCUUCAGCUGCCUACAUAAAGCUGACAAGAACAGGGAUGACAAGCUGAGCAAAUCAGAGCUCAAGAACUUCCUGCAGCUGCUCAACAUCGAGAUGGAUGACGACUACACAGAGAUGCUCUUCGAGAAAUGUGACACAUCCAAAACUGGAUACCUGGCUGGAGAGGAGAUUGAACAUUUCUAUGACCUGUUGACCGAUCGGGAGGAAAUCGACGUGAUCUAUGGAGAGUACGCUAAAACGGCGGGCUUUAUGAGUCCUCAAAACCUGGUGGAUUUCCUGAUCAAAGAACAGAGAGAGGAAGCCACACUGGCUGAUGCACACGACAUUAUCCAGAAGAAUGAGCCAGAUGAAAAUGCCAAGGAGAAGAAGCUGCUGUCCAAAGAUGGCUUUCUCAUGUACAUCCACCAUCCAGAUGCCUUGGUCCUCAAUCCAGAUCACAGAGAGGUGUACCAGGACAUGAGCCAGCCCCUCAACCACUACUUCAUCUCGUCCUCGCACAACACCUACCUCACGGAGGAUCAGCUCAGGGGACCCAGCAGCACGGAGGCUUAUGUCAGGGCUCUGCUGAAGGGCUGCCGCUGUGUGGAGCUGGACUGCUGGGACGGACCAGAUGAUGAGCCAGAGAUCUACCACGGCUACACACUUACCUCCAAGAUCCUCUUCAAAGAUGUCAUCAAAGCCAUUAAGGAGUACGCUUUCAAGGCGUCCGAUUACCCAGUUAUCCUCUCCUUGGAGAACCACUGCAGUGUGAAGCAACAGGAAGUCAUGGCCCAGCACAUGAGCUCCAUCCUGGGCAGUGCUCUCAUCACUUCCCCCCUGGGAGAUGGCAUGCCCAUAAACUUUCCAUCUCCUGAGGAGCUGAAGGGGAAGUUCCUGAUCAAAGGGAAGAGGUUAAACAAACUGGAGGCCAGCUUUGCUCCUGAGGGGGAAGAAGAUGAUGACACGGACAUGACAGAGGAGGAAGAGGUUGAGAAUGAACAUGAGGAAGAGCAAAGAAAGAAGAAAAAGAAGCUGAAACUAGCGAAGGAGCUGUCUGACAUGGUGGUCUACUGUAGGAGCGUCCCCUUCAGCAGCUUUGAGGACGCAAGAGAAAACCUGAGCUUCUACGAGAUAUCGUCCUUCAGUGAGGGAAAGGCUAUGAAGCUGGCAGAGGAGUCAGCUAAUUCCUACAUCCGUCAUAACGUGGACAAGCUGAGCCGCGUCUAUCCAGCAGGCUCCAGGGCCGGCUCCUCCAACUACAACCCAGUGCCUCUGUGGAACGCUGGCUGCCAAAUCGUGGCCUUAAACUUCCAGACAACCUGCACAAACAUGGAUGUUAACCAGGGCAGAUUCCUGGUUAACGGAAAGAGCGGCUACAUCCUGAAACCGGCCUUCAUGAGGAACAUAGACACAGAGUUUGACCCCAUCACCCUGACCCGAGGAGACCGGCUGAAGCCCAAGACGCUCCAUGUCAUGGUUAUAUCCGCCCAGCAGCUCCCCAAAUUGAACCAGAAGGAAUCUUCCAUUGUGGACCCGCUGGUUAAAGUGGCGGUGUACGGAGUGCCGGCUGAUAAUGCUGAGAAAGAGACCAGCUAUGUUGAAAACAAUGGUUUUAACCCAGAAUGGAAUGAAAGCUUCCAGUUUGAUGUGUACGUGCCAGAGCUAGCACUGGUGCGCUUCACCGUUGAAGACUAUGACUCCGUGUCUGACAAUGACUUUGUUGGGCAGUACACACUUCCAUUCAACAGUUUAAAAAUGGGAUACAGACACGUGCCUCUGCUCAAUAGGAACGGAGACGUCCUCCCCUCAGCUGGACUCUUUGUACACAUCAUGGUCCUUGAUGCUGAGUAAGACGUCACCGACUGGCGUGUGCCUCUGAAGACACAAGGACCUCCAUUACACAGCCACAUUUCAGCUGUUUUUAAUUGUAUUUAUUUUAUUUGCUCUAUCGUUUUAGUUCAUGAUUAACUUAUUUUCUUAAUCCCAGUAGUUUGAGCAGCUAUUUUUAAAGUCAGAUAAAGAUGUAACAGACAGAAUUAAUGUAAUGGACCAAAUUUUUGUCAAAGGACCGAAAAAGAACUCCAUCUCCAUAACAGGGACUGUUAUACUAAUUUUUAAUUGGUUUGUAUGAGUUGCACUGGUCUUAUACCACGUUCAGUUUGCGAUGGCAUUGGAUUUUUUUUUUUUUUUUUUUAUAAGACAGCUUGUGUCCCUCAUUUUCUGGUCAGUUAACGUAUUGUCUAUUUAAAUCUCGUUAUUUUAACGACCAUUUCAUGAAUGGAGAAACGCAAGCCGACAUGAAAACAAAUGUGCUUUGUCUUUAUCAGUAAUUAAUUAGUCAUCAAGUAUGAUUAUUUUUCAUGUGACAUCAUCACGGCUACUUCUUUUUGUAAAUCAAGAUGAAGAUGAAAAGAUUUAAACAUGAA